Molecule: messenger RNA, 2357 nt
Organism: Exophiala xenobiotica
Lineage: Eukaryota; Fungi; Ascomycota; Eurotiomycetes; Chaetothyriales; Herpotrichiellaceae
Exons: 2
Coding region: 1-2334 (777 amino acids)
Biological process (GO): DNA-templated transcription; positive regulation of transcription by RNA polymerase II
Molecular function (GO): sequence-specific DNA binding; zinc ion binding; DNA-binding transcription factor activity, RNA polymerase II-specific
Source: RefSeq, a predicted model, not a curated record
AUGACUGCUUGUGAUCGCUGUCACAGUCGAAAAACGCGCUGUGAUCAACAGCAGCCCGAGUGCGGCUCCUGCUUGAGGAGUGGCGUGCGCUGUACAUACCCAGAGAAGCUGCACUACCGCCAUGCAAGACGUCUUGAACUGGAAUCCCUGCAGCAACGUGUCUUGUCACUUCAGCGUGAGAAUGAAGUCUUGAGAAGCAAUCGCUCUGGUAGUCCCGGGACGACUUCAGCAAAUCUCGACGAUAGUGCUCACUCAAAUGGAGUGAGACAGUCGGAUCAUGCUAGAUCCCAAUCAACUCAGCACCGCGACAACAACACCAACAACAACCCUGUGGCGGUCCCAGCCAGCAGCCCACCAUCAGAUGAUCUGUCAUGGACACCGCUGGCUUCUGAAGCAUCUAGAAAGCCAGCAUCUCACGGCAAAUACCUGGGAUCCAGCGCCGGAGCGAACUUUAUCGACCUCGUCGAAAGCGUUUUUGACGAUGCACCGGUUCCAGCAGGAGAAACAUCCGCCGGGGUCUCACAAGCCUAUUCCAGAUCGCGGCUGGCCAACGACACCGUUUCUCUGUCCGCGUCAAUGCCGGAUAGACGGACGGCAUCACGAUUGGUGGCUAGCUAUUUCGAUCACUGGCACGUCACGUUUCCGCUGUUGUACCGGCCAAGUUUCACGCUCCUCGUCGAGCGGAUAUACCGCAGUCCAAAUGAGUACUUGGAAGACCGCAGCAGUGCCUUUGUCUUCAAUAUGGUCCUGGCCCUCGGAUCAGCGGCGGCCAAGCGCUUUGAGUGGUCCUACAAGGACACCGAGUCCUAUUCCAGGCAAGCCAUGGUCAACUUCUAUGAUAUCCUCAGGUACCGCGAUCUUCGAUCCCUCCAAGCGCUGCUGCUGUGUUGCCAGUAUGGCAUCCAUGCAAGUUUGCGUGACACUGCAGAUGAGAUGUGGGAUCUCCUCGGGAAAGCGGAGCGAAUUUGCGUCGAAAUCGGCCUUCACCAGUCAGUCCAGUCAGCACGCAGUUCCCGAAGCGAUUAUCAUCUGACUGGCUUGGUUCCCAUGGCUGUGCGAGCGGAGAUGCAGAAACGAUGUUUCUGGUGUUUUUACAGUCUAGACCGCAUCGUCAGUGUCACACUCGGUCGCACUCUGACCUUGUCAGACGACGAUAUCGACACGCCCCUGCCUUCGCCCUUGGAUGACGAUGAGUUGGAGAACCAGUCUACAAGCACCGACACCUCCGCCGUGGAUGCAAAUGAGCGGAUCUCACCUUUCCUUCGCUUGAUCUACGUUCGCCGGCUUCUGGCCAAAAGCCAUCGGCUCUUGCACACCAACGUGGCCAUGAGAUCCCUUCAAGCUCCCGAAAAGAGAGCGAUUCGCCAGAAUCUCCUGUGCGAACUUCAAGACUGGAGGCAGAGGACGGCAAACGCGAUGCCCUGUUCAAACGACGAGUCCUCUCUGGCCAUCUCGGCAUUCCAUUGCGCGAGCUGGUGGGAAGCCGUCUACCAUAAUGCAGUGUUGGUGCUGUUUCGACCUCCGGCCACCACGACUCUGAUGGGAAAUGCCGCCGAUAGCCAGCCCAUGGUCCAGGACAGCGAAGACGUUCUCAAAAUCAUGUGGGAAACCUCGCGCAAGCUCAUCUCGAACUACCGAGAGGUGCUACAAGCUCGACGCCUGAAUUAUUCGUGGAUAUGUCUGUACACCAUCUUCAUGGCCGGCCUUACGAAUGUGUACAGUGUCGGCCAGUGGGCUCGUCGGCGCAAGCUUGACCCGGAAUCCUUCUUGCCGCCCUGCUCGGACGUCAUGACCGACAUCAAGAACUGCUCGAACAUCCUGACCGCCAUCUGCGAGCGAUGGGACGACGCGCGCCAGUCGUGCGAGAUUUUCAGCCGUCUGAGCGAUAGUGCUUUCAAGGAGUUGCUCAGGGCUCAUCUUGCUAGUGCCGCGUGCGCUGCUCAGUCGGUGCAACAGCAGCAGCAACAGCAGCAGUCGGCGAAUGCUGCGGCGUCGGCCCACCACCACCACCACGGCGGAGGUGGUGCUGGCGCUACUGGGAUGAUGGCAGGUGGUGGUGGUGGCAGUGGCAGCAGCGUGAUAACGCACACGGAAUUGCAUUCUGUCAAUAAUUCGCUGCCUGCGCUUCACCAGGACGCGAGGAUGGAUGAUCUGGGAUAUGGCUUUCAGGAUCGGAACGGGAACGGCAAUGCGCAGUCGAAUUCCAUGUUUGAUGACCUGGAUGGCUUCCAACAUACGUUUCAAGACAUGCAGAAUGCUUUGUAUGGAGGUGUAUAUGACGGAUCGAGCGAGAUCAUGACCGGACUGGCCCGGAACUGGUUCGAUCUUGAAUGAACUCCUGCAUGUUGAUGGCUUGG